AUGCGCGACGACGAAAACCUCUCUCCUUCGCGGCAAUCCGACGGGGGCGCCUCGGGCGGACGAGCCAGUCCAUAUGCCAGCUGGCCUGGGAGCGCAACGUCCAGUGGCACGUAUUACGACACCGGAGGCACCGUUCCUUCCGUUCAGCAAAGUCAGACGUCGCCUGGGGUGUCACCAAAACGAAGCGGUUCCUCCCUGGGCUUCUUGCGCUCCUUCUUUAUAUUCAACCCUCCGAGCAACCUGCCGUUGAAGCAGACUGCGGUGACGCUGAGCACCGUCCUCCCGGAGAUCAUGAUACAUCACAUGCUAACGCCAUUAUACCCUUAUAUGACACGCGCGCUCCUCCCGGCGGAAAAAGCGUCGAAGGUGGGAUACUAUGCGGGUCUCCUGCAGUCCGCAUUCGCAUUUCCGAGUACUUUCAUGGACGCCGUCUGGGGACAGCUGUCCGAUUCGUUCGGCAGAGCGACAAUCCUUCUCGCCGGCCUCGUCGGGUACGGCGUGGGAACGAUGCUGCUGGGAUUGAGUAUGUCCUAUUGGUUGUCGGUCAUGUCGUUAGCGACGAUGGGCUUUUUCUCGAGCAAUUCGGUGGUCGCCAAGGGAAUGAUCGGUGAGAUCGCGACGGACGAUUCAUCCAGAGCAUGGGCAUACAGUGCUUACGGGGUGGUAUUCAGUUUUGCUGGUAUCCUGGGGACGUUGGCGGGAGGCUUCCUUGGAGACCCAGCCCUUUUUGCUGGAACUCAGUUUCUCCAUGAUCGGCCGUACUUCGUUGCCUGCUCGAUUGGGGCCUUCCUGGCUGGGGUAGGUGUUCUCGUCACCUUCCGAUAUCUCAAACGAUCAAUCCAGCGAGCGCCAUACACGGCACUACAUCCCGCAACAGCCAACACCGACUUCAAUACCAGCAUCGAAGACGCGGUCCCAUUAGAAUCCAUAGGCCUCUCACGGAGUUCCCAAACCCGUGACCGCCCCCGCCUCGGCCUCGCCUGGCGCCUAACCCCCCGUAUCCUCCGCCCCUACCUCUCCAUCAUCUCCGUCACAACCAUCGCCCCCAUCGUCCUCGCCACAACCUACAAACUGAGCCACAGCCUCUUCCACACCGCCCUCCCCCUUCUCGCCUCAAGCCCUAUCGAAACAGGCGGGUUCGGCCUCCCACCGAAAUCAACCUCGUUCGCCAUGACGCUCGUCUCUGUCGCCAAACUGCUGCUGAAAGCGAGUUAUUUUCCGAUUCAUGGGAAGGUGGGCACGACGUGGUCUUACGCGAUCGGAUGCGCGCUCAUCAUCCCCGGCGCGCUCAUACCCCCGCUUUUCGGACACGUGGCAUUGUGGCCAUCAAUAUACAUGUCCAGCGUCCUCAUCGGCGCGGGUGAAGGGCUGUGUUACCUCGCGUCCAUCAUGCUGUUAACGGACGCGGUGUCCCCGGCGCAUUACGGUUUGAUACAUGGACUGGCCGGCUGUGCAGGGUCGGUGAUGAAGACAGUGGGACCGACGAUUUCGGGCGCGGUUUGGGAGUUGGGUGUGGAGUGGGGAUGUCGGUGGCUUAUUUUUGGCGUAGUUGCGGGUGUGGCGGCGUUGGGCGGUGUGCUGAGUAGGAAAUUGGAUGUGCGGAAGUGGGAGUGUGGGGGUGAUGAGAGGGAUGAUUGA
This is a messenger RNA of Fimicolochytrium jonesii, 1638 nucleotides long. RefSeq names its product major facilitator superfamily domain-containing protein. Gene Ontology annotation, molecular function: transmembrane transporter activity. NCBI's taxonomy places the organism in Eukaryota, Fungi, Chytridiomycota, Chytridiomycetes, Spizellomycetales, Powellomycetaceae. The record is from RefSeq and is a predicted model, not a curated record. The coding region runs from base 1 to 1638 and encodes 545 amino acids. Gene Ontology annotation, biological process: transmembrane transport. The transcript is spliced from 5 exons.